Haliotis rufescens (red abalone) is the source of this 2128-nucleotide messenger RNA. Its product is annotated as ankyrin repeat and KH domain-containing protein mask-like. Gene Ontology annotation, molecular function: protein binding. The record is from RefSeq and is a predicted model, not a curated record. The transcript has 4 exons. NCBI's taxonomy places the organism in Eukaryota, Metazoa, Mollusca, Gastropoda, Lepetellida, Haliotidae. The coding region runs from base 19 to 2028 and encodes 669 amino acids. Gene Ontology annotation, cellular component: nucleus; cytoplasm.
AGCUGCAAAUAUCUCUGCAUGAUGGAAAUUACCAGAGUUGUAUUCAUCAGUCUUGUGUUGCUAUGUGGUGUCAGAGACGCACAUGCUGAUACCAAUUUGACCGCCUUGACUGGACAAGUGAGAGUCCUGACCGCAACUAUCCAAGCAUGGAAAGGAAGAGUUGUUAAUAUUAAGACUGAUAUGAAACAGCACUUUAAGAGGUGGGAGUCAUCACUGAAAAAUCAACUGACUGACACGUUCCUUCCUGCCCUGAUAAAGCCUCUAGUGAAGCAAGCGAUUACUGGCAUCCUGAAAGAGUAUAACAUUAGGAAUAUUAUCAGUGGACAUGUUCUGGAUGUAGUAAACAACAUGAAAGUCAGUGUACAAUACACAAAAACACAACUUCAGGCAGUAAAACAACAGUUGAGACGUGUUGAAAGGGAAAGGGACAAUUACAAAGAAAGUCUUGGCAAAUUGCGAAGCGAGCUGAACCAAGACAUCCACAGCUUACAGCUGCAGCUGAAUGAGACGGUAGCUGGUCUUCUUGAUGCAAAGAUGGUGAACACUGUGCUAAGGAACGAUUUAAUCACACUGAAUACAAGCUGUGUGAAGAUAGAAGAGGUUGAAGAGCGAACCAAUGAUGAACAAUCAUACAGGGAGGGUUUGAAGGAAAUGCAGCAAAAGUUAAAAACUGACAUUCAGAGGUUAAACAUUCAACUAAAUCAGACCAUUGAUGACCUACAUGAUUCAAAGCAAGUAAUCACCGGUCUUACAGAGGACAUGGUGACACUGAAUGCAAGCUGUGUGAAGAGAGAAGAGGUUGAAGAGCGCACCAGUGUUGAACAAUCAUACAGGGAGGGAUUGCAGGAAAUGCAGCAAAAGUUAAAAACUGACAUUCAGAGGUUAAACAUUCAACUAAAUCAGACCAUUGAUGACCUACAUGAUUCAAAGCAAGUAAUCACCGGUCUUACAGAGGACAUGGUGACACUGAAUGCAAGCUGGGUGAUGAGAGAAGAUAUUAAAGAGGUCGAUGUUACUGACAGGUCGCUGACUACAUCGUCGUUGUCGCAGGUGUCAUUCACAACAUCGCCCCCUUCGUUUCCUGGUGCUGCAGGAGCCUCGAGUGACCCGAGUUGGACCGAGAGGAGACCAGUGACCACCACAAAAAAGCCUGCUACACAGGCCUCGAGCGACCCGAGUCGAACCGCUUGGACACCAGUGACGACCACAAAAAAGCCUGCCACACAGGCGACUCCAUCACUAGCAGACUGCUACCGCCUUGGUGUCGCAAGCAGGACCGGGAACGUGGAGGAGGUGAAGCGGCUCCUGUCUCGGGGCGUCGACAUCAACUGUAGGGGAAUGGGGAGCACGACACCGGUGAUGGUGGCAGCAUACAGCGGACACAGAGACGUGGUGGAGCUCCUGGUGAGUAAAGGAGCCGAUGUGUCACUGGUGGACAAGGACGGUGACAGCAUCCUCCACCUCGCCUGUUUGAGAGGACACUUGGGGACGGUGGAGUUUGUGCUGUCACUGAACGUGGUGGACAUCAACAGUAGAGGACAGGGGAGCAUGACACCGGUGAUGAGGGCAGCAAUGGGGGGACACAGAGACGUGGUGGAGCUCCUGGUGAGUAAAGGAGCCGAUGUGUCACUGAUGGACAAGGACGGUGACAGCAUCCUCCACCUCGCCUGUGGUGGAGGACACAUGGAGACGGUGAGGUUUGUGCUGUCACUGAACGUGGUGGACAUCAACAGUAGAGGACUGAAGAGCACGACACCGAUGAUGAGGGCAGCAGUGGGGGGACACAGAGACGUGGUGGAGCUCCUGGUGAGUAAAGGAGCCGAUGUGUUACUGGUGGACGGUGUCGGUAACAACGUCCUUCACCUCGCCUGUAUGAUAGGAGACAUGGAGACAGUGGAGUUUGUGCUGUCAUUGAACGUGGUGGACAUCGACGCCAGGAACUACUUGGGGAUGACAGCGGCCGACGCGGCGAGACUCAUGGGACGUCAGCCAGUCGUGGAUCUGCUCGUGUCCCGCGGCGCUCAGUGACGUCAGUGUCGUGUUUGUGUAGAAGGUGGUGGAGGACGCUGACAGAGAUGUGGUGUGCCGUUCACGUCGUCGUGUGUAAAUAUGUCAUGAUUUUUGUUGA